AAAGGCUGCUCUUAAAGCAGUCAUGAAGAAAUGCAAUAAAUUCCUUGUUGUUUUAUGAAAAUUUACAACUUUGUGCUAGAAGUUUAUGAGUGGCUGGGUCCUGGGAUUGGCCAGGGCCGGUCAUGUGGACUUGUAGCCGUGAACAUGAACUUUUAUCAUUUCCCAUGUGGGUAGAUUGCAGUAGUCUCUCGGUCACCGCACCUUGGGUAGGAUCAGUGUCUCCUUCAGGGCUCCUGGCUGUGUCCUGGAUGUGGGGAUAAAGUGCAGCUCUGAAGGCUGGAGAGGAAUCGUUUUCAUGGAGGAGACUGCAGGAAGGUGGAGGAGAGCAAUGGAGGAGCCCAGGAGCUGCAGACAGAGGACAGCAUUGCUCAAACAGGGAACAAGCUCCAUUUUGCAGACAAAUGACAGAAAUCUAAAAGCAAUCACAAGACAGAAGAAAAAAAAACAUGGAUUUCAGCCUGGGACAAUCUGUCAGCUUAAAAUAACCUGCAAAGCAAAUCUGCGUGGACCUUCUGUUGAGAGGGGGAAAAGGUGCAGGAGACUUCUGGAAAGUAAAAGAGACGCGGGGUUUGACCAUCCACUGUUUCCCCCUUUUUUUUUUUAAAUUGGAAACGUUUCAGAAAACAUGGCUUGGAAAUUACAAGUCUUGAGAUCAGGGGCCAGGAUCCCUCAAGAAAAAGUAACCGGCUCCAUCUUGAAACGUGAUAUUUGUUGGAGAAGACAAUUAAAGUGGUCAUUCCUAAAACCACACAGAGGAUACCAGUGCCAGGUGACUGUGGGGUGCCAAUGUUAUUCUGUAGGGGUGGGGACACCCUCCGACUUGGUGACAACACGAUUUGGGGAACCAGGAGAUGCAGAAAGCAUCCUACUAUGACAAUCCCACGCUGUUUGGAGGUUACCCCUAUCAAGCGGGCACUUUGGGGUAUGAAGGCCCACAACAGUCCUUUGCAAAUUCAUCCCACAUCGACAAUGACUUUCAGCGCUCUUCUUGUUCCUUGCAAUCUCUAGGACACACUGGUCCUCUGACCAAACCUAAAAAUCUCAACGGGAGCUGUAUGCGUCCAAGUCUAUCCUCUGAGCACCACCAGCCCCCCUCUCUCUCCCCACCCCAAAUCCCCGCAGCCAGCAGUAAUAAUAACUCCACUGUCCUGCCUGGGGCCAGUAAGUCUUCUCCUGCUAAGGCCCAGUCCAGCUCCAGCCCAGCCACCAAGCAGAUCUUCCCAUGGAUGAAAGAGUCCAGACAAAACUCCAAGCAGAAAUCCAGCCCCCCUGUUGCAGCGGCAGAGAGCUGCAGCGGUGACAGGAGCCCCCCGGGGUCUUCAGCCUCCAAAAGAGCCCGUACAGCCUACACCAGCGCCCAGCUAGUGGAACUGGAGAAAGAGUUUCACUUUAAUCGCUAUCUGUGCAGACCUAGAAGGGUGGAGAUGGCCAAUCUGCUGAACCUCAGUGAGAGGCAAAUAAAGAUUUGGUUCCAGAAUCGCAGGAUGAAGUACAAGAAAGAUCAAAAGGUUAAAGGGAUGUCCUCAUCUUCUGGAGGGGCUUCACCAACCAGCACGCCACCCCUGAGCAUGCAAUCCUCUGCAGGGUUCCUGGGAUCUGUGCACUCCAUGAAUGCUAACUAUGAUGCCCCUUCCCCACCCCCCUUUAACAAACCCCACCAGAAUGCCUACUACCAGACCCCUGCAAAAGGUUGCCCAUCUCAACAGAAAUAUGGCAACACAGCUGCUGAGUAUGACCACCAUGGCUUACAAGGGAAUGGAGGCAGCUAUGUGUCUCCCAAUAUGCAAGGGAGCCCAGUGUAUGUAGGAGGCAAUUAUGUGGAUUCUGUACCAGCACAAGGCCCUUCUCUCUAUGGUCUAAAUCACCUUGCACACCAGCCCAACAACAUGGACUAUAAUGGAGCACCUUCAAUGCCAAGCAACCAGCAUCAUGCACCUUGUGAACCACUUCCCACCUACACAGAGCUCUCAUCACACCACCAGGGAAGGAUCCAGGAAGCCCCCAAACUGACCCAUUUGUGAUUGAGUCAUAGAACUCAUCUUGCAAACUCUAGGGGGCGCUGAUCUCCUCAGGAGCACCGUGAAACACUUGUGUUGAUGUGAUAAUGUAUUUAUAAUUCAUUAUUUCCCUUAUGAUAUUUUUCCAACUAUUAAUACAGGGUUUAUCUUGCACUGUUACAUGAAGGCAUCACUCAUUCAACACAAGUGAUUCUAAAGGCUGAGUAUUUUUAAGCUGGAGAAAACUUGUUAUUAUGAAAAACCACAUAAUAUAUGCGCAAGUGAUUGACAUUUAUUAUGUUUAAAAUUUGCUGUUCAGCUUUGUCUCCAAGCCAAUACUAGGAGCCUUCCUCGAAUUUAAAAUAGUACUAGGCUAGGUGACUCCUACAUCAUUUCCUAAAUAUCAUUUCUAGAGAUUGAGAUAAUUGCCCAGUGUUGUUAAAGCAUUUCCCGGUCCAAAUAGGAGUAAUGCAGACAACAAACACAAAGCUGAUGAGUAGUUUUAUUUUUAUCUACAUCAUUCUGUAAAUUUAAAUAUCAUGACAAUUGUUGCAUUUGUAGUGAUAGCAACCUAGGCCUUAAGAUCAAAUGAAGUUGAGCUAUUUAGAUAAUUCUUGGAGUCUCACCACUGUGUAAAAAGUAAUGUGGGCGUCUAAAAUAGAAUUCUACCAGUCCUAUGCUAUAAGGGCCAGAAUAAUCACUUUUUUUCCUCGUCUUAAUGUGGAUACAGGGUAUAUUUUAAAGAAGAUGUCUGCUCACCAAACCAAGCACAGUGAUUUCCAUUCAGUGUUUGCUCUCUUCGUGUAGACAUCUCGUUUGCACUUAGUUUACAUGUACUUUAUAAAAAGCAGCCUGGUGACAAGGCUUACUCAAUCCUGGAGACUACCAGGCUUGUGUGAUCUUGCAAACAGACAUUUAGUAUUGCUGCUCAUAAAACCGGUGGAAAUAUGUAUUUUUAUUAUUUUUUU
Messenger RNA from Pelobates fuscus (common spadefoot toad), 2965 nucleotides. RefSeq names its product homeobox B3 (gene HOXB3). The coding region runs from base 852 to 2021 and encodes 389 amino acids. The transcript is spliced from 5 exons. The record is from RefSeq and is a predicted model, not a curated record. Gene Ontology annotation, molecular function: DNA-binding transcription factor activity, RNA polymerase II-specific; RNA polymerase II cis-regulatory region sequence-specific DNA binding. Gene Ontology annotation, biological process: embryonic skeletal system morphogenesis; regulation of transcription by RNA polymerase II; anterior/posterior pattern specification. NCBI's taxonomy places the organism in Eukaryota, Metazoa, Chordata, Amphibia, Anura, Pelobatidae. Gene Ontology annotation, cellular component: nucleus.